AUGCAAAUUUCAUUGCAGAACCCUUUCUCGUUCUUUGAUAUUGACGAAUUUGAAAAAAACCAGAACAACAAUCAAUUCUUUGAAGGGGACAAGCCGGAUCCUCACCUUUGUCUGGAAAAUCCACUUGUUGGCUUUUGGUUGAUUUGUUCUGAAAUGUUUGAUUAUCCAUGGGCAACAACCUUCAACGAGGCGUCUUUGUCAAUCAUUCAUGGCAUCAAACAAAAACGGGUGGCACCUUUUCAGUCCUUUUUCCGACCAGAAAGUUCAUAUCAUCAUAUUCAACAUGCAAUCCAGAAGAUCAGUGAUCCAAUGAAUGACCAUUUGGACAAUGCGGUAGGCCAGUCUCAAUUGAACAAAACGACUUUAGUGGAUCAAAGGAAGCGUUAUCGUAAUCUGACCGACAAUAGAUACAAGGCACUGGCGGAUGAAGACGGAUUGAGUGGGGGAAAUGCUGACAAUGCCGAGGCUGAGGACGACGAUGCCACUACUAUUGACGGUGAUGCCUACCAACAACCAAAUCAGGACGAUGAUGACCAUGAAAUUCUAGUGACAGCGGUCCAAAACAACCCAAGACGCCCACCACUUUCUUCAGAUGAUGAGGACGACGGAGAUGAGGAUGAUGAUGAUAAUGAGGAUGAUGAUGCGGUGAGCAACAGUGAGGUGGUUCAGACAGAAUCUGUAGAAGCACUGGUGAGGUCAGAAGACGACAACAUGGCGGUUGACAGCUUGACAAGCCCGACUCAGGUCUCUCAGGACAGCUCUUCAUUGAUCCAUACACCUCCACCUACACGUCGCCUCGCUCCAUCGCCCACUCUUGCUGAGAAACUUAAUAAAUUAAUUCAAGUUAACUUGGAUGGGAUGACCUGCAGAUGUCAUAUUUUUGAGACCACAUUUGCGACAAAUUUCUCGGGAUCGGACUCCGGCACGGUUGCUGAGGCAAUUUUAUCUGCGGUGCUGACAUCCAUGGAGGAAGCCUUGAACAACUCCUUUCACGAGUUGAAGAUCCUUCCUAUCUCCGACGACACUUAUAAACAACAGAACCGGUGGAUUCGGAACUCGGUUGAGUUACGCAACAAAAUUUUGUCCUACCGGGCCCUGAGUCUUUACUGCGAUAUGGAAUAUGGGAAUUCUCCUUAUGCAGCAACCAACAGCAAGCCUGGCGAGAAGAAACUACUUACCCAAAUGCGGGUCGGCUUUGCAAGGGACACGUCAGAAGAGGCGGUACAGGACUAUCUUCACACUGGUCUCCGUUCCCAGGGCCGCGGUGUCGUUACCCGUCGCCGCUUCAAUAUGGGACAUUGUUAA
Messenger RNA from Cylindrotheca closterium, 1305 nucleotides. NCBI's taxonomy places the organism in Eukaryota, Bacillariophyta, Bacillariophyceae, Bacillariales, Bacillariaceae. The record is from the annotation of a GenBank genome assembly.